This is a messenger RNA of Prorocentrum cordatum, 2154 nucleotides long. The record is from the annotation of a GenBank genome assembly. Lineage: Eukaryota; Dinophyceae; Prorocentrales; Prorocentraceae.
AUGAAGCGCGCGAUUCUCGCGUUGCCCCUCCUGGCCACCGCCAACUUGGUCGUCACAAACGUUACAUCGAAGGGCAACGUCAUCGACAAGGUGGUGCAGCUCUGCACGGAACUGAAAGAGAAGAUCGAGAACGACGGCAAGACCGAACAGGGAUCCUACGACAAAUACGCGUGUUGGUGCGAGGAGUCCCUGGGCAAGAAGGCCAACGACAUCUCUAAGGCGAAGGAGACCAUCGAGCAGCUGCAGACGGAGAUAGUCAAGUUGAAGGGCGAGCAGGCCACCCACGUGGUCAACGUCGCGCAGCUGAAGAAGGACAUCGCGGCCGCCAUCGAGUCUCAGAAGGAGGCGACGGCGAUACGCGAGAAGGAGAGCGAGGCCUACCACGAGGAGAAGGACGAGAGCGAGCAGUGCAUCGGAGCCCUCGAGGCCGCCAUCAGAGUGCUCGCGGGCGCGGGCGCUGGCAAGCCGAAGCAGCUGGAGACCCUGCAGGAGGCCCGCCUGCUGAGCGUGGUGGCCGGCGUGCGGGGCCUGCUGCGGCAGUCUGCGGUGGCGAGGUCCGUGUCGAGCGAGGACCUGGGCGUCGUGCGCCACUUCGUCGAGCGGCCCGAGGACUUCGUGGGCGAGAGCAUGGGGUCCCUGAGCGCCGCGCAGGUGGCCAACAAUCCCUACGGCGACUACGCGCCCCAGUCGACGCGCAUCACGGGCAUCCUGAAGGGCAUGUACGACACCUUCACCGGCGGCCUCGAGCGCGCGAACGCGGAGGAGGCGACGAAGCAGAAGGCUUUCGAGGAGCUCAUGGCCACCAAAAAGUCCGAGCUGCAGAGCCUUGAGGCCACCCUCGAGCAGCAGACGAUGUACGAUGCAGAGAAGACGAAGGGCCUCGCCGACUCCAAGGUGGAGCUCGACGCCACGAAGGAGCAGCUCGAGGCCGACGAGGAGUUCUUCGCUCAGGCCAAGACAUCCUGCAAGGACAAGGCCGCCGAGUGGGCCGAGCGCACGCGGAUGCGCACCGAGGAGCUCAAAGGCAUCGACAAAGCUCUCGAGAUCUUGACCGACGAGGAAAACCAGAAGAUCUUCGCCAACGCAACGUCAGCCUCCUUCCUGCAGCUGCGCUCUGACUCGCGCAGCGAUGAGUCCGAGGCCCGGAACGAGGCCUACUCGUCGCUGAAGUCCCUGGCGACCAAGUACCAGAGCAUCAGCAUCGCCACCGUGGCUGCUGCCCUGAGUGCGGGGGGUCACUUCGACAAGGUCAUCCAGUCCAUAAAUGCCAUGAUCGAGACGCUGAGGAGGGAGGACGAGCAGGACAUCAAGGAGAAGGAUUGGUGCCAGGGCCAGCAGUACAACAACAAGAUCACUGGCGAGGACCUUGAGUACGACAUCGAGAAGCUUGACGAGGAGCUCCAACGCGCCGAAGACCUCAAGAAGGAGCUGCAGGACAAGUUCACUGCUCUCAGCGAGGAGCUCAACAGCACCCAGACGGAGUUUGCUGAGCUCAAGCAGAUGCGCGCGGAGGCGCGCGCGUCGUUCUUGCAAUCUCAGAGGGACGACGCGGCCGCGGUCGCCCUGCUCGAGGAAGCCAUCGCGGCUCUGACCUCGUACUACCAGAAGAACAAGAUGCCGAUCGGGCUGGUGAAGGUACGCCGCCACCUCUUCUCGCAGAAGCUGGCCGAGGAGCCCGGCGGCGGGGCCGAGGAGGAGUCCGACCCGAGCAGGCCUCCGGAGACCUCCUGGGAGGAGGGCGGGUACAAGGGCAGCACCUCCGAGGCCGGCGGCCUCGUGGCCAUCGUCGAGCUGGUCAAGGAGGACCUGGAGAAGGAGAUCCUGACGGAUCGCGAGGACGAUGCCAGAGCCCAGACGACCUACGAGGCCGACCUGGCAGCCCUCCAGAAGACCCUGGACGCGAAGAAGACCGCCAUGAACGGAGUGGAGAAGGAGCAGGCGGAGCUGAACCUCAAGGUGACCGGCCUGGAGGCGAGGAAGAUGCACAGGAACAGCAGCCUGAGCCUGGCGCAGGAGCGGAAGGGAACGCUGGAGGAGCAGUGCGCCUGGGUGGAGAGCCACUUCGAGAGCCGCCGCGACGCGCGCAAGGCGGAGAUCGACGGCCUCGUCGAGGCCAAGAACUACCUCGCCGGCAUGGACGACCCCAGCGCGUGA